Botrytis deweyae is the source of this 2808-nucleotide messenger RNA. RefSeq lists its product as uncharacterized. The record is from RefSeq and is a predicted model, not a curated record. Lineage: Eukaryota; Fungi; Ascomycota; Leotiomycetes; Helotiales; Sclerotiniaceae. Gene Ontology annotation, molecular function: hydrolase activity, hydrolyzing O-glycosyl compounds. Gene Ontology annotation, biological process: carbohydrate metabolic process. The transcript has 3 exons. The coding region runs from base 1315 to 2808 and encodes 497 amino acids.
AUGGUCAAGACCAUACUUUUUUGGCUGUUGUUUACAGCAAGGGCUGUUUCAGCAGGAAAUAUUGACUUCUUACGUCGUGAUACAAGCCACCAUCCUAAUACCACACUUCCUCUCUCGAAAUGUCCAGGUUACAAAGCUUCUAAUGUCAAGACAACAGAAUCAACACUUUCCGCAGAUCUGACUCUGGCUGGUCCUGCUUGCAACACUUAUGGUACUGACCUGAAAGUUCUAUCUUUAAAAGUGGCAUAUGAAACAGAUGAUCGCAUACAUGUGCUGAUUCAAGAUCCAGCUAAUGUUGUGUACCAAGUUCCCGAAUCGGUCUUCCCUCGCCCUACUGGAUCGUCGGCCAAUCCCAAGGAUGCCAAUAUCAAAUUCCAUUAUGUUAGCUCCCCGUUCUCAUUCUCGAUUAGACGAGCAAAGACAGGCGAAGUCUUGUUCGACACUUCCGCUGCGAGUCUUGUAUUCGAAUCGCAAUACUUGAGAUUGAGAACAAAAUUGCCGGCCAACCCAAAUCUGUAUGGUCUCGGCGAACACUCCGAUGCGUUUCGUUUAAAUACUACCGAUUAUGUUCGCACGCUGUGGUCUCGUGACGCCUAUGGAACUCCUGCAGGUAGCAAUUUAUACGGAAACCACCCGGUAUAUUUUGAACAUAGGACUGGUGGUACUCAUGGAGUGUUUUUCAUGAAUUCUAAUGGUAUGGAUAUAAUGAUCAACAAUACAAAUGGGGAAAAUCAGUAUCUUGAGUAUAACACUCUUGGGGGUGUUUUAGACUUUUACUUUCUAGCCGGACCCGAUCCAAUUGUUCUGUCUCAAUAGUAUUCAGAGCUUGUUGGAUUACCCGCAAUGAUGCCUUAUUGGGGUUUUGGGUUCCAUAAUUGUCGUUAUGGUUACCAAGAUGCUUUUGCAGUUGCAGAAGUUAUCUAUAAUUAUUCGAAGGCAGAAAUCCCUCUGGAGGUUAUGUGGACAGACAUUGAUUAUAUGGAUGCAAGAAAGACUUUCACUCUCGAUCCUGAGCGCUUUCCAUUAGAUAUGAUGCAAGACAUCAAUCACUAUCUUCACAAUCACGACCAAAAACAAAUUCUCAUGGUCGAUCCCGCAGUUGCAUAUAAAAAUAACCCUGCUUACGAUCGUGGAGCUGUCGAUGAUGUUUUCCUCAAGUGAGGUAAUGGAUCUUUCUGGCUUGGCGUCGUAUGGCCUGGAGUUACUGUAUUCCCAGAUUGGUUUUCCAAAAAUGUCGUUAGCUGGUGGAACAAUGAGUUUUCUACAUUCUUCGAUCCAGCGACUGGCGUUGAUGUUGAUGGAUUAUGGAUCGAUAUGAAUGAACCAUCAAAUUUUCCAUGUUACUUCCCAUGCGAUAAUCCAUAUGCAUCAGCAGUAGGAUUUCCUCCUGAUCCACCUGCAGUCAGAACACCACCUCGUGCAUUACCUGGGUUCCCCUGCGCAUUUCAGCCUUCUGGUACAAGCAAUUGCACAGAUGCAAGCAGCAGACGAUCAAUUACUAGCAGAGAUCCCAAGAUUGUCUUGCCGACUCAAGUAAAUCCCGCAAAACGAGCAUCAGGGGCACAGCAAGGUCUGCCCGGACGCAAUUUACUUUACCCCGGGUACGCAAUCCAUAAUGCUGCGGCGUAUCUCCCUUCCUGGAACGCCGCUGAAGGAGGAAUCUCCAACCAAACAAUCAAUACAGAUGUAAUCCACGAGAAUGGUCUCGCUAUGUACGACACCCAUAAUCUUUACGGAACCAUGAUGUCGACCGCUUCCUAUGACGCAAUGGCAAACCGCCGGCCGGAAGAUCGUCCUUUGAUCAUUACACGCAGCACAUUCGCCGGUGCGGGUACCAAAGUAGGUCAUUGGCUUGGAGACAAUUUCAGUGAUUGGCUCCACUACCGUAUGUCCAUCCGUGGCAUGUUAGCUUUUGCAUCUAUAUAUCAAAUUCCCAUGGUUGGCGCCGAUGUAUGCGGAUUCGCAGAAGACACUAACGAGGAACUAUGUGCUCGCUGGGCCAUGCUCGGUGCUUUUGCCCCAUUCUAUCGUGAUCACAACAGUUAUCCCCCAGUGAUUAGCCAGGAAUUCUAUCUCUGGCCUGCCGUCACCGAAGCAGCUAAAAAGGCGAUCGAUAUACGGUAUCGAUUGUUGGAUUACAUAUACACAGCUUUGUAUCGACAAUCCGUUGAUGGAACGCCACUCAUCAAUCCUAUGUUUUACAUUUACCCAUCUGAUCCCGCCACCUUUGGAUUGGAAACACAGUAUUUCUAUGGGCCGGGAAUUCUUGUUAGUCCAGUCAUGGAAGGUAAUUCUACGACUGUGGAUUUAUAUCUUCCGAAGGACAUAUACUAUGAUUUCUACACGCAUGCUCUAGUGACUGGCCGUGCAAACACAAUUCAAAUUACCGAUCAAAAUAUCACAGAUAUACCCCUUCAUUAUCGCGGUGGAGUCAUUGUUCCUCAACGCAUCGAAAGUGGGAUGACUACCACAGAAGUUAGGAAACAAAAUUUUGAGAUCAUUGUUCCAGUUGGUGCUGAUGGGACAGCAAAAGGAGAAUUGUAUCUAGAUGAUGGAGUAAGUAUUGUGCAAGAAGGACAUUCAUUAAUUGAAUUCUACUGGGAUGGCAAAACUUUUGAUGUAUCCGGACAUUUCGGAUAUGAUGCUGGGGUAAGUAUUGAGAGGGUAGUGUUCUUAGGAUUGACCAGUAGCACUAGUAGCACUGGAAAGCAAUAUAGCACAAAUGCGAAUACGCAGGUUAGUGCUCAAGGCGAUAUAGUUGUGAAGGUUGCAAAGGAAUUAAGUGGGGGAUUUUCAAUCGCAGUUUAA